UGAUUUCGAUUGAACAUUCAAUGUCAGGACUAAAUCAUGAACGCUCUAAUCUUCGUUUUAUUUUUCUGUAUAUUUGUUUCAAGGUUGGAUUUUGCGACAGCGGUUUCGGGGCCACACGCGUGCUCUAAAAGUGUACACAGAUCAAGGAAUAGAUACACGUCAUGUGGAAUUUUUGGAUGGGGACGAUGCCGUAGAACUGUUUACUACUGGGGCACAGACACGUUUUGUUGUGAAGGCUGGAAGGCGGACAACGCUGGAUCCUGUAGAAUACCAAUAUGCAGAGUAUCCUGUUAUAACGGAGGGACGUGUAUUGCCCCAGACAAAUGUCAAUGUCUUCCUUCUCAUGAUGAUGGGAGAUACUGCACCAAUGUCCAAUGCUCACAUCUACACCCGUGUUACCCUGGAGGCUGCGCAACGUCAUACAGCUGUAGUUGUAUAGAUGGAUGGCAAGGGUCAAGUUGCCUAACGUUUACGGAGGGAAAGAACAUGCCGAAACUGCUUUCCUGCGAUGUUACUUUGAAAGAUGACAGAAGAACCGAUUUAAAGAACCUUUUCUACAUGAAUGCACCCUGUGCUACAACAAAUGCGCCGAUCUGGACUAAUCAGGAGAAUUUCAAUUAUGUCCAAUUCCAACUUAAAGCCAUGUUUGAACCGAUGUAUACGAGCUACCCGUCGGCGAACUAUGUUUCCAAAUCAGGUUUCGGAAUCGUGUCAAGCAACGCCCAUAUGGUUCAUAGUAAAGUCAACAAGGACCAAAGUGGCAUCCCGUUGAUAGCUUACGAUCACAUGUUCAGAUGUCCUCAAGUGUCAAACACGAAUCCGUUGUUUGAUUUGAACUGCACCCUUACACAAAGAGACUACAUAUACAGUAUUGAACAUGGAGACAACUUUACCGUGACGUUCAACGUGAAAAGUGGUGGGUUCCGAAAUCUGCACAACAUAAACACAAAUAGUAUCUACACAACCAACGUGUAUGACGGCCAUACAGUGUCGGAUACAGUGGAGUUUAAAUUUGACUUUGUGGCCCCGAAGCAUUGUUCCGAACAAGACUCUGGAAGAACGUGUAGAUCAGGAGAAGAACCAGUCACAGUCUACGAAGAUCUUACUAAGAAUCCCAUAACACCACGAUGGUCCGGAUGGUUCGACGAUCUCUCUGGUCUUCUUGAAUACAGACUUGAGGCAUAUCUCCUCGAGCCUAAUAUCCAUGACGAGCUAAUUGAGCUAAAUCCACUGUCUCCUGUUUUCACAUACACUGAAAACGAUACAAACAAUGUCGAAUUUCCGAUAUUUACUCCUCCGAGGUCGGGGAUGUUUUCCAUUUUACUGACAAUCGCCGAUAUGGCUAACAAUACAAAGAUUGCAAGACGUCUAGUUUUGUUUGACGACUCGUCUGAAAUAACAAUUACAAAACCUGGUCUUUUAACGAAAAUGCCAGACGCUGAAGAUGUUGAACAAAUGGUCGUUGGAGACGGGGGGUUAUAUAUUGUCAGUGCUAUAAAGGAUACUGGAUUUUUGUGGCAAACAUCUGAAAAGAAUUCAAAAUCACGGAUUGAAAUCAAUUGGGAAAAUCACUUUAUAAAUAAAUUGCACGACGAUGGAAAACUUCUGAAUAAAGUAUUACCUUACCCGACACAAUUCCAAGACUUGGAAGAUGAUGGAGUUCUCAGAAGCAAAAAAUACGUUGCUAUCGAUGACAAUGAGGGCGAUAGAACAUUAAAGGAGAUACCUAAUAAACAUGGACUGGUCAAAUUUGAACUAAAUCGCGUCUUUACUGACGACAGACAGAUUCCAUUAUUAAACUGGGAGCACAUACCACUGGAAGAGAGCUAUGUCAUCACGGAGCAACUCGACGAUGGGAGUCACGUGAGGAUUUGGCUACGUGCAACUGAUGCCAUGAACAAAACGGCAGUUGAUUACACUGAAGUUCAUGUUGACAACACACCACCCAGAUUAUCCGACCAGCGUCUUCAAGAAAACGUUACAAAUGGGACGUAUACGUACACAUCGAGGGUCACAUUUCAAGCAUCGGACGAUGGUAGUGGGGUUCAUAAGUUGCAAUUGGCUCUUUAUGUCGGAAACAGUUCUACACCAAAGAAAAUUCAUUCUGUUUCAGCAAAUAGAAACGACACUGCAGGCAUCUGUGAAAAAGACCCAUCGUGCAACUGUGUUCUGGAUGUGUGUUAUCGCCUUCAACAAAUAAUCGACUUUGACAACUGCUGGUUUCUCGUCCCAAAGAAAGACCUCAAUAAAUCGGGCAUAGUACAAGUUACGACGUACAACCAGGCAUUGCUAUCAAGAACAUUCAACUUGACGAUUACACACCUGAAUGGAUUAAAUGGCCUUGAAGAAUAUUCCGGACCAACGAACAUUCGAAUUGAAGAGAGAUUGCCAUACGGAGUCAGACUUACUUGGGAUAUACCUGAAACACCUUCAUGCUACGGUAGGGUGGGGAUAGCGCUAGUCGUUUACCUUGGCAACGGACAAACUAGAGUGAUACAUGUUAACAGCGAGCAGAAUUCAGUAGAUGUUGUCGGCCUGGACCCAGACAAAGAGUACACUGUGUCACUGAAAGUUGGAUACGAGGGGACCGAACUGGCUGCUCUACCAUACACUUUUAAAACUGCGGAGAAAGAAAAUCAUCUGCAAGGAGGCAUAAUUGCCGGCAUUGUUGUCAGUGUACUGAUUAUAUUCAGACUGUUGGUGGCAAUUUUUGUGGUCAUGUUAAGAAGAGGUCAUAUGCAGCCGGUACGACGAGGACUUCAUGCAGUAUCGGUCAGGUAUAGAAGAACAAUGGCCGGCAACGACUUUUCCAGAAAAAGCGCUCGGCCUUGUACAAACCCUAUGUACAUCUACGGUGACAUGGACUUCUCGGACCUUGAUUCUUGGCAACUAGCUCGAAUUGACGUCAGCUUGCAAAGCAUAAUGAAGUCAGGGUCGUUUGCUGACAUUUACACGGCUACCAUCGCAAACAACGGCAACACAGCGGUGGCGAAGGUUCUUAAAAAGGGAUUUACAAAACAAGACGAACAUCUAAUGAAAGCCAAAAUCAAUUUCUAUUCUACCGUUGUUGGAAAGCAUGAAAAUGUAAUCAGUCUUAUCGGAGCUGUUGUCGACGACACAGUCAUGGGACCGUUCAUCAUAUUUGAAUAUUGCACCAAUGGACAACCAAGUGACUAUCUUCAGACAAUGAAAUCCAACAUGACCCCGGAGAAACACGAACAUCUAUACAGGUUUGGCCUGGGUGUAGCCCGUGGCAUGGAAUACUUGGCCAGAAAAGAGAUUGUCCAUCGGCGACUAGCAGCACGAAACAUUCUACUGGACAACGCUCGAGAAGUUAAGAUUGCUGGUUUCGGACCCUUGCAAGUGGACGAAGACAAUGGAAAACGUGAGCAUAACCAAUCAAGUGGAUGGCUCCCGAGUGUUUGAAGACAACAAAGGGUGCGACAGAAAAGAGUGAUGCUUGGUCGUACGGCGUCGUGUUAUGGGAAAUAUUUUCUCUCGGUGAUGCUCCCUAUGAAAAUAUGGCAGGAAAAGAAAUCCCAGCAAGACUGAAAUCUGGUUACAGACUUCCUAAGCCAGAACAGUGUGAU
Molecule: messenger RNA, 3590 nt
Organism: Mya arenaria
Lineage: Eukaryota; Metazoa; Mollusca; Bivalvia; Myida; Myidae
Exons: 24
Coding region: 37-3426 (1129 amino acids)
Biological process (GO): multicellular organism development; cell surface receptor protein tyrosine kinase signaling pathway; positive regulation of kinase activity
Cellular component (GO): signaling receptor complex
Molecular function (GO): protein binding; ATP binding; transmembrane receptor protein tyrosine kinase activity
Source: RefSeq, a predicted model, not a curated record